AUGCGCUCGAUUAUCUCACUUUUCGUGGCGGUCUUCCUGGCCACCGCAGUCCAAUGCUCCGCCGAGAGAGGGCAAGACCAUGGCGUGCUCGCCCCGUUCUAUCAUAAACUGAGUUGUUCGCCUGGCAAGGCCGGCGACUGUGCCAGUUGUGGCGCCGAUUAUGUCCAAUGUGGUUCUGACGAUUGUUACAAUCCCAAAGCUGGUGAGACCUGCUGUCAAAGUCAAUAUGCGUGUCCCGCGCAAUUCAACUGCUCUUCCACUGGUUCACACUGUGUAACGAACAAUGCGACUGGUGGUCCAGGCUGCGAUGAUGGUGAUGAUGACGACGACAACUACAGUAGCACCUCCGCUGCUGUCGUGUCGACUACUUCUUCCACCUCUGCAUCGACCACCACCGGUCCUCCGGUCUCCGUUGUGACGUCUACUUCGGAUUCUAACUCCACAACUUUCACGACGACCAUCACCUCGACCACGACCAACACUGUGACUGUCAGCGCUACCUUGCCUGCUUGCGGCCUGAGUGAUGCCACCACAGGCCUUCCUAUGACGAGUUCCACUGCCACUUAUGGCAAUUUCACCACGGUGGCAUUGAACACGACCACGUCCACAAUUUCAGUUACGAAUGUCACGGUACAUCCCACCACGCACCCGGCGUCUCUCAAUGCUACCAAGCCAACCUCUAGUAUCAGCCCUCCAAUUAGUAGCUACAAGGGCGCUGCUUCUGGUCUUCAAGGUCAAGCAUCAACGUCUUUAUUUGCUCUGGCAUGUUCAAUUUAUGUGGCUGCGUUGUUGAUAUGA
This is a messenger RNA of Capronia epimyces CBS 606.96, 798 nucleotides long. RefSeq lists its product as uncharacterized. NCBI's taxonomy places the organism in Eukaryota, Fungi, Ascomycota, Eurotiomycetes, Chaetothyriales, Herpotrichiellaceae. The coding region runs from base 1 to 798 and encodes 265 amino acids. The record is from RefSeq and is a predicted model, not a curated record. The transcript has 2 exons.